ACACGUCUCCACUCCAUAUUACGCUUCCCCUAUAUCCCAUCACACUUUCUAUUAUAACUAAUAUAUAUAUAUAAUCAUUUUAUCAAAAAUCACACUUCUCAUUGGUGUUAAAUUCUGAGCUCUUCUCUUCUGAUCUAUCUCGGUAUUCCCUUUUAUUUAUUUUCUAAUCUAUAAUAGGGAUUCUUGCCGUGCGUCGGUGAACGUGUAAGAGAAUUAAAGUGAGAGCGACAGAGAGAAAGAAGUGUGGUCAUUUAAUGGGCCGAGGAGGACCUUCCCUAAUUACCCUCCAACAUUGGGAUUCAUCCCAAAAAGCCCAUUACCAUUAACGACGUCGUGUCCCUCCUCAACCUCCCAUAAUCGUCUCGUCUCGUCUCGUACAUAUAUAUUUAUAAACCCAUAACGGUUGUUUUAGUUUAGCGGAGAAUCUUAGAUCGGCCAUUACUUUGUACAAAUACUACUGUGAGAGAGACAUGGGAAAUUGUCAAGCAGCGGAGGCGGCGACGGUGUUGAUUCAUCAUCCGGUAAACGGCAAGAUCGAUCGGAUUUAUUGGUCAGUGAGUGCUCAAGAAGUCAUGACCUCCAACCCAGGCCAUUACGUGGCUCUGGUCGUCACUUCGCCGACGUUGAAGUCCGAGAACGGUUCACCAUUGAAGCAGCUCAAGCUUCUUCGACCCGACGAUACCUUGUUGAUCGGCCAGAUUUAUCGUUUAAUCAGCUUCGAAGAUGUGUUGAAAGAGUUUGCUGCUAAGAAGAGCGUGAAGCUGGGGAAGCUGUUGAAGGAGAGAGGAGGAGUUGGGCUUGGGCUUGGGCAGGAGACCAGGAAGAGAGACUCGAUCGGUGGCCCGAUUCCGAACAACUCGAACUCCGUUAAGUCGGAACCUGAGAUUCAUCGCAUGGGAAGAAACGACGUCGUCGCGGGUAGUAGCAGCAAUAGUAGCAGAGGAGUCGGGAGGCACUAUGGAGUUGGUGGUGGGGGGCAUUGGAGACCAGCUUUACAGAGCAUUUCAGAGGUUAUUGGAACUUGAGAAUCAUGUAUGGUCGUCAUGCACAUUAAAAUCCCUCCCUCCUCAUCUGUCCCCCUUCGAACGACAUCUCUCUCUUUGUCGUUCGUGUUCAUGGAAUCUCUCUGUAGACUCUUUCGUGAAUAAAAACAAGCAAUAUAGCAUCGUAGUUUCGUUUCUUUUUAGACACAUGGAUGUUAUGAAUGAAUGAUUAGUCAUCUCCACUAACUAGCUUAGCCAGAUCGUUUUCUAUGUACUUAGAUAUGAUAAUGUAACUCAAUUGGGUCACUACAAUUACUACUAUAAAUAUCAUUUAAUUAACUCUUC
Molecule: messenger RNA, 1328 nt
Organism: Humulus lupulus (European hop)
Lineage: Eukaryota; Viridiplantae; Streptophyta; Magnoliopsida; Rosales; Cannabaceae
Exons: 3
Coding region: 471-1025 (184 amino acids)
Source: RefSeq, a predicted model, not a curated record